GCCAUUCUGGCCAAAAAGCAGCAUUUGCAAGCAGCUGUGGCCUGGGUUUCCAUUCUGUCCUUGCGCUUUCUUUUCCUCGCUCUGCCAGAGCAUGCUAACCGGAUAUUGUUGUUCCUGCAGCAAAUACAAACACCCUUAAUUCCUCCAAACCCCCGCGACCACACCGUCGCGCAAUCUGCCAAUUCCUCGAAGUUCGAUCGCCAGCGACCCGACAACCGUAGGAUGGCAACUGAGUCACCCAAGCACCGAUCUGAUGAAGCUACUGUGACUUCUCCCGCCGAGCCAACCAUCAAGAUCGACAACGAUUCGCAGAAUGUCGAACUCAACCGCCCGCGCAUAAACGGUGAUGCCACGGAUGAGAACAAGCACAUCUCCGAUAUCGUUGACGACCUUGUGAACUCGACAGAAGUUAGCAUUAGUGGAGGAUCUGAUACCGAAGCCACCAAGUCCGAUGCCUCCAAGGGCGGCAAGGACGGCACGAAAGGUCACGGCCGCGUCUCCUCAUCCGUGAAGAAGUCUGCGCCCUUCAAGGCGAUCAACGUCAACAAGACAUUCCUCACAUCCAAAGCCCCGGCCCCCGGUGCUCAGCCCAAGCCGGCGGAAAAGGCCACCAUCACCCCCAGCGCCGCGUCCGCCGCUUCUGGGACCGCAACGAUCAGCCGACCCAGGUUAGUUGCCAAGACCGGCAGCGGCCUGAUCACGAAGGGGUCCGGACCAAGCGGUGGCAAGCCGGCCCCGGAUGCGAGCGCGGUGUGGAACAAGAAUCGACCCGUACCACCACCAGAACCGAAGAAAUAUACCGACGAAGAACUUAAAAAGUAUGGAAUUCACAUGGCGACUCGACUACACCCCAACGCCGCCCAGGGCCAGUCGAACUGGGCCGAUAUAGAUGACGACGAUGAGGAUUGGGACCCCGAUACCAUCACGUGGCAGGACGGCACCAAGAUCGCGCUCACACCCGCCGAAGAACCUCCGGCUCCCGCUGCGCCAGAACCUGUUGCCCCGCCGGUGGUGAAAGAGAACGCACCCGUGCCCGCGGAGAAGGCGAAGACACCGGUUCCUGGGACAUCACCAUCCGUUAAGCCCGGCGUACUCGCAUCUGGGAAGGGUCUCGUGCUGAAAGGCGCGCCUGAAAAGCCGACUCUGGUUGCUAAGCCCCCAGCGCCCCCCACGCCUGCCAAAUCACCAUGGGCACCCCUCCCGAAGAUCGAUAAAGUUUCUCCAGUCGCCGUAGAUGCGCCGGCCCAGGCAGGACCAAAGUUCCCCCCGCCAGCCCAAGGGCACCCAUCACAUAGUCCAUUGCCACCCAAGGAGAUUGCGGCAGAUGACUUCAGCAGGGCGCCCUGGCGGGAUGGCGCCCCGGUUGCGAAUAGGGAACUUUUCAAUUCGCAAUCUGGCCGCUACGAACCAGUUCUUGACCGCCGGGGUCCGAUGCGCCAGGAGCCACAAUACGGGCGACAGCCGGCGGUUGUACAACGACCAGGGCAUCACGAACAACAUGGGCCAAUGGAUCACGGCAGGAACAACGAGCAGCAGGGACCCUAUGGGCGGAGACGCGGGUCUUCCAAUGUUAGUGGCGGAAGCGGUAGCUGGCAACGACCCAAAGGCGUCGAGCACACGCUCGCCACACCGGACCUCAUCAAUGCCCGUCGCGCAUCCGCGGCCGGAGGAAGCGAUGGCCCUGCUUCGCCGAGGAAUUUCUCGCCUUCCGGUGUUCAAGGCGGACCGCACCCUGGCCAGGCGUGGCCGCCUAAGACGUCCCCCAGCAUUACCCAUGCGACGCCCCAUCCGGCUGAAGCGGGUGUCUCGUCCUCCGUUCACGCGUCACCAGCCCCCGUUCCUGCAGCCCCUGUUACUGAAGACGAUUAUGAGCUGCAGAAACGAUUAAUGCGGGAACGCCGGGAGCUCGCUAUGAGGCGCCGCCAGGAGGAAGAGGCGCGUGAGGAGGCCGCACGCAAGGAGCGGAUUCGCCUAAAGCUGGAGGCACUGGGACCUGCCCCCGAGUCGAACAAGGCCAAGAAAGCGGCAGCGAAGGAACAGAUUGUCAACCCCGCCCAGGUUCAACCCCGUGAGGCGAGCAGCUCCGAGAACCCAGCGCCAACCGAGUCCCCCGAGGCCGAGGAUGAGGUUCCCCGAGUGGUCAUCCCCCCACCUACACAGCAGGGCCACCCGCCUAGUGGGCCGCCGGCGCAGACCAUCUCGCCACCGGAUGGCGUUGAGUCUCGUCCGCAAACACAUUCCGGCAGCCAUACGCAGCCUUGGGCCGCGAGGCAAGCCGACCGGCACCCGGCUGUUUGGGGACCGCAGCCUUCGACAAAGAAUGUCUGGGCCGCCCCAAACAAUCGUAGCCUCGGCAAUGGCACCUUCGUAGCGGACAUCGGGGCGGCACCGCUUCCUUCGGGCCCGGGACCCAUUGCACCGCCGAGCAGCGCCCGCGCUGCCGGUCCAUCGCAGGCGAACAUAGCUCCUGCCGCCGCAUGGCAACCGCCAAUCGGGCCACCGAGGCAACCGCAAGCGUCCAGGGCCGCGGCCGAGCGCGAGAUGAAGGACAACCCUUGGGCUGCUGCUGUUCGCGCCAAUGAUGACAAGUUCUCGGAGCUGCUCAACGCUCAGUACGAGGAGCGCGACCGUAGGCUACAAGCGGAAGGUCGCUCGUUGGCGGAUGCCCAACCCGCGAUCAAGGACACGUGGCGUCCGACAAAACUGGACGAUACCGGAGUGCGGACCGAGAGUGCUGGGAAGCAAAUCGUCCAGAUCGGGCAAGAGAGUCCAUGGGCGUCCACUCCCGAGGGCAAGGCGGCGGCCUCGCAACAAGCGGCAUCAGUAUCAAGCGGCACCCCCUCGGAGUACAGCCAACUUCCUCAAAGCACCGUGCCCGGUCGCGAUAUGACGUCGGCGCCCAUGAUCGGCGCGAAGACGUCCACCGGUCAAGGAAGAGGCUCGCGGUUCUUCCCAUCUCGUGAUAUUCGCCAAGAAACCCGCGAUAUCCGGCUGGAGCUGAGCGCCGAAGCGCUGCGGCAGGAGUCCCCUUCGCCGCCACCUCCGGACAUGGUUGGUCAUCCCGCAUUCGACGGGGAUGCUACCCACCCACAUGUAUCGUUACCGCGGCCGUAUCCUGUUGUCCGGCUCCCUCCUUCGGCAGCAAAGGAAGCGUCCGAGGCGAACCCGGCGCCCACUGGCCCAUCGAGAGCGCAGGGGCCGAGCUUUGCGUGGGCGUCACAGCCGGCAUACAUGGAACCGGAUAGGGCACCGCGGGGACCUACGCAGAAACCCGACAAUACUUGGCAAGCAAAGAUUGACAACCUACUGGGCGGACGUAAAGUGCAUCCGUCCAGGGCUGUGGGAGCCGAUGCGCGUGCCCCAAACCAACCCCAGGAAUCUUCAUACGCCGGCCCAUUGGCGCCGAUCCUGGAGACGGAAGGGCUGGUCAUCAGCAAAGUGAUGGCCGAAGAAUGCUUUGAGGAGCAGGAGAUGGGCUCUUUGCCGCCCAUCCGAUUUCCGAAAACCGUACCCGAGAUGGCGUGGCAGCCCAGCCCGGCGCCCAAGCCUCUUGGGAAGAAGCUCUGGCCCGUGGUGCAAAGCGCGGACGCUAUUAACUUUCCCGCCGAUGUGUCGGGGGCCGGGAACGUGUGGCGCGUCUGCAUCCCGGGGAAUGAGAGCAAGAGCAUCACGGUUCCGUUUGGGCGCACACGCAGCAACCCGCGCCGGGGAGGACAGCGCGGCAGCCGGCAUAGCUCGUCGGCACAGCACAGACAGGGGAAGGGGCGCGAUUCGUCUUCUUCGUACUCCGGAGAGCAACGCGAAAAUGCGCCUUCCGGGUCCGGCCAGUCGCAUGGCAGAGGCCACCGCGGUGGCUAUCGUGGACGCGAUAACUGGUCGCGCAAUGCGUCGAACCAGGGCCAAACAUAAAUGCGGCUCGGUUGCUUGUGUUGAGUGCUGGAGUCGAGCGCGGGGGUGUGGAAGGUCUUGUCCUGAUCUUCUCGACACUCGACACACUUGACCGACAUACUUACGCGGCGACACUUGUGCGUGGCACCACUUCAGCCAUGCACAAUACUCUGAAUCAACAAACCGACAACCAUAGCCA
Messenger RNA from Chaetomium fimeti, 4087 nucleotides. RefSeq lists its product as uncharacterized. The record is from RefSeq and is a predicted model, not a curated record. NCBI's taxonomy places the organism in Eukaryota, Fungi, Ascomycota, Sordariomycetes, Sordariales, Chaetomiaceae. Bases 223 to 3909 code for a protein of 1228 amino acids. The transcript is spliced from 3 exons.